UGGGGGCGGGCACCACCGAGGUCGGCCUGGAGAGCUGAGGCAGGUAGCCUCGCCUGGGAGGACCCAGGACAGGAGGAGCCCACCUGGGGCUCCCUGACAGCCACCUGCCCACUUUGUGAUUAGAGCCGUGUUCUGGGAGCCUUUCAGAUGCUCAGUCUCUGACAUCUGCUCAGCUGGGAUCCUCCAAGAGCGCUAGUGUCUAGAAGCAUGACCGGGACAACAUCCUCGCCGCCUCCGGCCGGCCGGCACCCACAGCUGCUGCCUGCUCUGCGCUGCUGAGCCCCUCGGUCUGGAGCACCCAGGACAGCACCUGCCUCCUGAGGUUGUCCUGGCUCAGCUGUGCACAGCGAUGGUGGAGAACUGGACUCCACAGGCUCACAACCUUCCUGUCAGGUUUCAGGGCCCAGCAUCCUUCAUCCUGGGCCUGGCGGCCCUGAACAAUGGCUGAGGGCUGGGGGACCCCAUAGAGCAACACCACAGCAUCCAGGGCCAGCAGUACUCCAGUGCCCGUGGACUAUGACCACCUAUCGGGCCAUUCCCAGUGAUGGUGUGGACCUGGCAACCAGCUGUGGGGCCAGAGCGGGGGAAGUCCUCCCUGGGCCACAUACAGGGGACUACGCUCCCAUGGGAUUCUGGGCCCAGAAUGGCAGCAUGUCCCAGCCUCUUGGCGAAAGCCCGGCCACCACUACCACCCGCCCCAGCCCCACCACCCCGGCCAUGCCCAAGAUGGGCGUGCGCGCAAGGGUGGCCGACUGGCCACCCAAGCGGGAGGUCCUGAGAGAGCAGAGCAACCCAAGCCCCUCACAGGACGCAGAUGGCGCAAAGGCCACCAAGAUGGCCCAUGCCAUGAGGAGCAUACAGAACGGACAGCUCCCCGCUAGCACCCCAGCUUCCUCAGGGUCCAAAGCCUUCCACCGACUCUCCAGGAGAAGAUCCAAAGACGUGGAAUUCCAGGACGGGUGGCCCCGGUCCCCAGGCAGGGCCUUCCUCCCCCUUCGGCACCGCAGCAGCAGCGAGAUCACCCUCAGCGAGUGUGACGCGGAGGACUCCGGGGAGCCGCGGGGUGCCCGGCACACGGGGGCGCUGCCCCUGUUCCGCGAGUAUGGGAGCACCUCAUCCAUUGACGUGCAGGGCGUGCCUGAGCAGAGCUUCUUCGACAUCCUCAACGAGUUCCGCAGCGAGCAGCCUGAGGCCCCGGGCUGCCAGGCCCUCACCGAGCUGCUCCGGGCAGAUCCUGGCUCGCACCUCAUGGCGGGCAGCGGCGGAGCCAAAGGGGACCCCCGCAACGGGCAGCCCACCAAGGACAGCCUCCUGCCGCUGCAGCCCACGAAGGAGAAGGAGAAGGAGAAGGCCCGGAAGAAACCCGUGCGGGGCCUCGGCGGCGGGGACACGGUGGACUCGUCCAUCUUUCGGAAGCUGAGGAGCAGCAAACCCGAGGCGGAGGCCGGGAGGUCCCCGGGGGAGGCCGAUGAGGGCCGGAGCCCUCCGGAAGCCAGCAGGCCGUGGGUGUGUCAGAAGAGUUUCGCCCACUUCGACGUGCAGAGCAUGCUGUUCGACCUCAACGAGGCGGCCGCCAACAGGGUGUCGGUGGCGCAGCGGCGGAACACCACCACGGGCGCCUCCGCCGCCUCUGCCGCCUCGGCCAUGGCCUCCCUCACGGCCUCACGGGCUCACAGCCUCGGAGGCCUGGACCCGGCCUUCACCAGCACGGAGGACCUGAACUGCAAGGAGAACCUGGAGCAGGACCUCGGCGAUGACAAUAGCAACGACCUGCUGCUCAGCUGCCCGCACUUCCGCAACGAGAUCGGGGGCGAGUGUGAACGCAACGUGAGCUUCUCCCGGGCGUCCGUGGGCUCCCCCAGCGGCGGCGAGGGCCACCAGGCGGAGCCCGCCCUGAGCGCCUACCGCACCAACGCCAGCAUCUCGGUGCUGGAAGUGCCCAAGGAGCAGCAGCGGACGCAGAGUCGGCCCCGGCAGUACAGCAUCGAGCACGUGGAUCUGGGUGCCCGCUACUACCAGGACUACUUCGUGGGCAAAGAACAUGCCAAUUACUUUGGCGUGGAUGAGAAGCUGGGGCCAGUGGCUGUGAGCAUUAAGCGGGAGAAGCUGGAAGAUCACAAGGAGCACGGGCCUCAGUAUCAGCACAGGAUCAUCUUCCGGACCCGCGAGCUCAUCACCCUGCGGGGCUCCAUCCUGGAAGAUGCCACACCCACAGCCACCAAGCAUGGGACUGGGCGAGGUCUGCCCUUGAAGGAUGCCUUGGAGUAUGUCAUCCCUGAGCUCAACAUUCAUUGCCUGCGGCUGGCCCUCAACACCCCAAAGGUGACGGAGCAGCUGCUGAAGCUCGAUGAGCAAGGGCUCUGCCGGAAGCACAAGGUGGGCAUCCUCUAUUGCAAGGCCGGCCAGAGCUCCGAGGAGGAGAUGUACAACAACGAGGAGGCCGGCCCCGCCUUCGAGGAGUUCCUCUCCCUCAUCGGCGAGAAGGUCUGCCUGAAGGGCUUCACCAAGUACGCCGCCCAGCUGGAUGUCAAGACCGACUCUACGGGAACGCACUCCCUCUACACGACAUACCAGGACUACGAGAUCAUGUUCCACGUCUCCACCCUGCUCCCUUACACCCCCAACAACAGGCAGCAGCUGCUGCGGAAGAGGCACAUAGGAAACGACAUUGUGACCAUCAUCUUCCAGGAGCCCGGCGCACUGCCAUUCACCCCCAAGAACAUCCGCUCACACUUCCAGCACGUCUUCAUCAUCGUCCGAGCCCACAGUCCCUGCACUGAUAACGUCUGCUACAGUAUGGCUGUGACCCGAUCCAAAGACGCUCCUCCUUUCGGCCCCCCCAUCCCCAGCGGAACCACAUUCCGCAAAUCCGACGUCUUCAGAGACUUCUUGCUGGCCAAGGUGAUUAACGCCGAGAACGCCGCGCACAAGUCCGACAAGUUCCACACCAUGGCCACCAGGACCCGCCAGGAGUAUCUCAAGGACCUGGCUGAAAACUGUGUCUCCAACACCCCCAUCGACUCCACAGGCAAAUUCAACCUCAUCUCCCUGACCUCCAAGAAGAAGGAAAAGACAAAAGCACGGGCCGGCGCUGAGCAGCACAGCGCAGGGGCCAUCGCCUGGAGGGUGGUGGCUCAGGACUACGCCCAGGGGGUGGAAAUUGACUGCAUUUUGGGAAUUUCCAAUGAGUUUGUGGUGCUCCUGGACCUACGCACCAAGGAGGUGGUGUUCAACUGCUACUGUGGAGAUGUCAUUGGCUGGACCCCAGACUCCUCCACACUCAAAAUCUUCUAUGGACGAGGGGACCACAUCUUCUUACAGGCAGCAGAGGGCUCUGUGGAGGACAUAAGGGAGAUUGUGCAAAGACUGAAGGUGAUGACCAAUGGCUGGGAGACGGUGGACAUGACACUGCGGCGGAACGGGCUUGGGCAGCUGGGCUUCCACGUGAAGUACGACGGCACAGUGGCCGAGGUGGAGGACUACGGGUUUGCCUGGCAGGCCGGCCUCCGGCAGGGCAGCCGACUAGUGGAGAUCUGCAAGGUGGCCGUGGUCACACUGACCCACGACCAGAUGAUUGACCUACUGCGCACCUCUGUCACCGUGAAGGUGGUCAUCAUCCCGCCUUUUGAGGACGGCACGCCCCGGAGGGGUUGGCCAGAGACCUAUGACAUGAAUACCUCGGAGCCCAAGACAGAGCAGGAAAGCAUCACUCCUGGGGGCCGGCCCCCCUACCGCAGCAAUGCUCCCUGGCAGUGGAGUGGGCCUGCAUCCCAUAACUCUCUACCAGCCUCCAAGUGGACCACUCCCACCACCCCUGGCCACGCCCAGUCCCUGAGCCGGCCCCCGAAGCAGACCCCCAUGGUCCCCUUCAGGGAGUCCCAGCCACUGCACAGCAAGAGGCCAGUCAGCUUCCCAGAAACCCCUUACACAGUAUCACCAGCAGGGGCCGACAGAGUCCCUCCCUACCGACAGCCUUCUGGGAGCUUCUCCACCCCCGGCUCGGCCACCUACGUGAGAUACAAGCCAUCCCCAGAAAGGUACGCGGCUGCCCCACACCCCCUGCUAUCUCUUGAUCCCCACUUCAGCCACGAUGGGACAUCCAGCGGUGACUCUUCUUCUGGAGGCCUGACCAGCCAGGAAAGCACCAUGGAACGUCAGAAGCCAGAGCCUUUGUGGCAUGUGCCUGCCCAGGCCAGGCUCUCAGCCAUAGCCGGAAGCAGCGGGAACAAGCACACAUCCAGGCAGGAUGCAGCAGGCAAAGACUCCCCCAACAGGCAUUCCAAAGGAGAACCUCAGUACUCGAGUCAUUCCAGCAGCAACACCCUCUCCAGCAACGCAUCCAGCAGCCAUAGCGACGACCGCUGGUUCGACCCCCUGGACCCCCUGGAGCCAGAGCAAGACCCCCUCUCCAAGGGCGGCUCCAGUGACAGUGGCAUCGACACCACCCUCUACACCUCUAGUCCCAGCUGCAUGUCCCUGGCCAAGGCACCACGGCCCGCCAAGCCACACAAGCCCCCUGGAAGUAUGGGCCUUUGUGGCGGAGGUCUUGAGGCCGCUGGGAGAUCCCACCACACAGACAGGCGGCGGGAGGUCUCCCCUGCCCCCGCAGUUGCUGGCCAAAGCAAGGGCUACCGACCGAAGCUGUACUCCUCCGGCUCCAGCACCCCCACGGGCCUGGCCGGGGGCAGCCGAGACCCGCCAAGGCAGCCCAGUGACAUGGGCUCCAGGGUUGGAUACCCGGCUCAGGUUUACAAAAAUGCCAGCGCAGAGACUCCUCGGCCCUCCCAGCUGGCCCAGCCCAGCCCCUUCCAGCUCUCCGCCUCUGUCCCCAAGUCCUUCUUCUCCAAGCAGCCUGUGCGCAAUAAGCAUCCAACAGGGUGGAAGAGGACGGAGGAGCCCCCACCACGGCCACUCCCCUUCAGUGACCCAAAGAAGCAGGUGGACACGAACACCAAAAACGUCUUCGGACAACCGAGGUUGAGGGCAUCCCUCCGAGACCUCCGAUCGCCACGGAAGAACUACAAAUCCACCAUCGAGGAUGACCUGAAGAAACUCAUCAUCAUGGACAACCUGGGGCCGGAGCAGGAGAGAGACUCAGGACAGUCGCCACAGAAGGGCCUACAGCGGACGCUGUCGGAUGAGAGCCUAUGUAGCGGGCGCCGCGAGCCCAGCUUCGCCAGCCCUCCUGGCCUGGAGCCCGGUCUGCCCAGCGAUGUGCUCUUCACCAGCACCUGCGCCUUCCCGUCCAGCACGCUGCCCGCACGCCGCCAGCACCAGCACCCCCACACACCCGUCGGCCCUGGCACUGUUCCUGCUGCUGGCUGUGGCUUUCCCGAGAAGAAAUCCACCAUCUCAGCGUCAGAGCUCUCGCUGGCUGAUGGGCGGGACCGGCCCCUGCGGCGCCUGGACCCUGGGAUGAUGCCCCUGCCUGACACGGCUACCGGCCUUGAGUGGUCCAGCCUGGUGAAUGCUGCCAAGGCAUACGAAGUGCAAAGAGCCGUCUCGCUCUUCUCUCUGAACGACCCGGCCCUGAGCCCGGAUGUCCCGCCUGCACACAGUCCUGUCCACAGCCACCUGAGCCUGGAGAGGGGGCCCCCGACCCCCAGGACCACCCCUACCAUGAGUGAGGAACCACCCCUGGAUCUGACAGGCAAGGUAUACCAGCUGGAGGUGAUGCUGAAACAGCUGCACACUGACCUGCAGAAGGAGAAGCAGGACAAGGUGGUGCUGCAGUCCGAGGUGGCCAGCCUGCGGCAGAACAACCAGCGGCUGCAGGAGGAGUCGCAGGCCGCCAGCGAGCAGCUGCGCAAGUUUGCAGAGAUCUUCUGCAGGGAGAAGAAGGAGCUCUGAGGUGGGGAGGCCGCCGCCCAGCCCUGGCUCCUUCCCCAUAGGCUGUGGCCCUGCUUGCCUCUUUCCCUCUACUCAGCUCCUGGCUGCUGGCAUGACCAAGAUGACCCAGCCAGGGCCCUCCCCAUGGACACGGAAACCCCAAUGGCAGUAGGACCCGAGGGGCCUCACUGGGGCUGUGAGGCAGGGUCAGCGCACGGCCCUUAAGCCCCGGAGGGCGACGUGGUCUCAGGCCUCUCUCCGAGCUGCCCAGCUGUGGUCCCUGUGAGCUGGGUUGUGCCCACACCACCCCUGGGCCUGUCCUGCCGUCCCCAUUUGGCCUCUUCCUGGGACCAGCCCUCCGAAGCUGAUGGGGACAGAGAGAGGAGCCAGUCUGCAGACCCCUUGGCUCCAGGAGGUCACACAGCAGGUUUCUUCGCCACGCACGAGGAAGUUGCAGCUUGUGGGGCUGAGGCCCCUGCAUGAAAAGUACAGCGUGAAAGCACCCUUUCUCCCCACACCCAGAGAGGUGAGGCCCUCGAGGAAACAGACCAGGGUGCCUCGGCCCCUAGCGCGCAAGCUCCAAAAAGCACGAACGUGAUCCCCUCCCUACCGCCCUCCUCCCAAAAAGCAGCCAGGAGCACUUUCUUAGAGUUUAAAUUAUUUUCUUGGGGGCCUGAGGAUGGAGAGAGGCAAGGCUAGCCUCCAGAGUGGAUUUAUUUGAGAGAGAAACUCUAUUUGUACCUC
This is a messenger RNA of Saimiri boliviensis boliviensis (Bolivian squirrel monkey), 6573 nucleotides long. RefSeq names its product signal induced proliferation associated 1 like 3 (gene SIPA1L3). Gene Ontology annotation, molecular function: protein binding; GTPase activator activity. Gene Ontology annotation, biological process: establishment of epithelial cell polarity; epithelial cell morphogenesis; regulation of small GTPase mediated signal transduction. Lineage: Eukaryota; Metazoa; Chordata; Mammalia; Primates; Cebidae. Gene Ontology annotation, cellular component: cytoplasm; plasma membrane; Golgi apparatus. The record is from RefSeq and is a predicted model, not a curated record.